GUGGAACUCCUGCACGUAGCUUCAAAACAGCACUUUAUAAUAAUCAGUGUCACCAGGAGACAAGAGAGGAGGAGCGUACUGCCCAACUAUAUAAGCCCUAAAACCCAGUCCCGUCUGAAUCUGUGACUCCUCUUCACCUCUUCAUCUCCUCCCUUUCCAAUCUGCCCCAUCACUCCGUCCGGUGAGAGGGUUUGCAGAGUUUCAUCCAGCUGUAGACUAUCUAUCUCCCUCCUGGACUGAGGGGCUCCUCACAUCUUAACAAUUCCACCGCUCUGACAAUAUCUACCUACGUCUUGUAACUUUUUGACGGUUUUCUUGGGACGCGGCUCAAGAUGCCAGAGCCCACAAAAAAAGAUGACACUCCAAAUGGCCAGCCAGAGGAGGCAGUAACAGAGGGGAAAGAGCCAUUAGAGACUGAUGGGAAGAAACCAGAGUCCACAGAGCCUGAGCCAUCACAAGCAGUGGUGGCUCAGAAGCUCAACACCGCUGAUAGUUCUUCAAACCAACAAGAACCUAGUGGUGUUGGGGUCAAAGAGCAUGCAGAAUCCACGGACUCUGUUGUUAAGGAUGAGGGCACUAGCUCUCCUGCUCCAAAUGAGGAUGGCUGUCCAACCAAGAAACUCUCAAUUGACUUGCCUAAUGACAGUGAUCCUGUGUCUUCCACGGGGAGGAAAGACUCAGUGUGGUCUCUGGGAGAGGGACAGCCCCCAGAGGACGUGGACAAGCCAGUCGACAAUCCACCACUGUCCACACUGCUGAUAGAGAGCCCCCAGAGUGGAACUGUUGCUGUGGGUGGUGACAUUACCUUUGUGGCUAAGGUAGAAGCUAAGGACCUUCUCCGUAAACCGACUGUCAAGUGGUUUAAAGGGAAAUGGAUGGAUCUGGCCAGCAAAACUGGGAAGCACUUGCAACUUAAAGAGAGCUUUGAGCGAGUGACCAAGAUCCACACUUUUGAGAUGCACAUCAUCAAAGCCAAGGAAAACUAUGCCGGAAACUACAGGUGCGAGGUGACCUACAAGGACAAGUUUGACAGCUGUUCCUUUGACUUGGAGAUUAAAGAAGAAGAAAAGGGUCAACAUAACAUAGACAUUCGCUCAGCUUUUAAGAGAAGCAGUGAAGGACAAGAAGAUGCAGGGGAACUUGACUUUAGUGGUCUCCUUAAACAUAGAAAUCAAAGGGAGCACAAACAGCAGGACGACACUCCAGAGGUGGACGUUUGGGAAAUCCUGAAAAACGCCCGGCCAGAUGAAUACGAAAAGAUUGCCUUUACAUAUGGCAUCACAGACUUAAGGGGUCUUUUGAAGAGGUUGAAAAAGGCCCCAAAAGAGGAAAAGAAGAGCGCAGCUUUUGCAAAGAGGUUGGACCCAACAUACCAGGUGGACAAAGGUGGGAAGAUUCGCUUGGUGGUUGAACUGGCCGACCCCACGGUUGAUUUAAAGUGGUACAAGAACGGACAAGAAAUCCGACCCACGCCCAACCAAAGGAAGUACAUAUUUGAACAUAAAGGGACACAGAGGAUUAUGGUGAUCAACAACUGCUCAAGCAAUGAUGAUGCAGCGUAUUCAGUGGUUGCAGGAGAAGAAAAAUGCACGACAGAGUUGUUUGUCAAAGAGUUGCCGAUCACAAUUGUGAAGGGGAUUGAACCCGUAAAGACCACAGUGAAUGAGAGGAUUGAGCUGGAAUGUGAGGUGUCUGAGGAAGGCGCUCACAUCAAAUGGUUGAAGAACGGUGUUGAGGUCCCAACAGGAGUGCGGUCCAGAUACCGGGUUAAGAGUGAAGGAACCAAACACUAUUUGGUGAUUGAUGAUGCCUCCAGAGAAGACACAGGGACGUAUUCUGUAAUGGCCACCGGGGGCGUGUCAGAGGCUCAUGUUCAAGUUGAAUUGAAACCACUUAAGGUGUACCAGGACUUGCAGGAUAUAACAGUGAAGCUUGGACAACCCCUUAAGCUACACUGUGAGAUCUACCCGGGAAAUGUCCCUGGCCGUUGGUACAGGAAUGGACAGCUCAUCCAGCCCAGCGAUCGCAUUAAUAUCAUACACAGAGCCAAGGUUCACCGACUGGAAAUUGAAACCAGUUCACUUCACGAUGCAGGAGAUUACACGUUUGUACCAGAGGGGUACUCACAGAGUCUAUCUGCCAAAGUUCACAUCAUUGACCCUCCAAAAGUACAUUUGGAAAGCUUGAACCUACCAGACAACACAGUUACGGUCGUGGCAGGAAACAAACUUCGCUUAGAGGUUCCCAUCAGUGGAGAGCCAGCACCCAGAGUGGUGUGGAUGAAGGGAGAAAGGGUCAUUCUUGACUCGGGCCAUCGUGUCCGAGCUGAAACAUAUGGCGACCAGACGAGCCUCACGAUUGAGGUCACUGAGCGUGAGGACACGGGCAACUACAAAAUGGUUUUGCAGAACGAGGCCGGUGAGGCUACAGCCAGUGUCAAAAUCAAGGUUGUCGACAUUCCUGAUCCUCCGGAUGCACCCUUGGUACCAGAGGUGGGAGGUGAUUGGUGUUCCAUGACUUGGGAACCACCAAAAUACGAUGGAGGUUCACCAAUAUUAGGAUAUUUCAUUGAGAGAAAAAAGAAACAGAGCUCCAGAUGGAUGAGACUGAACUUUGACCUGAUCAAAGAAACUUCGUUUGAACCCAAAAAAAUGAUUGAAGGAGUGCCAUAUGAAGUGCGAAUCUUUGCCGUCAAUGCCAUUGGAGUAUCUAAACCCAGUGAGCCAUCCAAAGCUUUUACUCCUCUUGCUGUGACCAGUGAGCCAACAAUGCUGGUGGUGGACGAUGUCACAGACAACACAGUGACCGUAAAGUGGCGCCCGCCUGAAACCAUAGGAGCCGCUGGAUUGGAUGGAUAUUUGGUGGAGUAUUGCAUUGAAGGAAGCAAUGACUGGAAAGUUUCCAACAAAGAACUAACAGAGAAAACCAAGUACACCAUUACAGGACUAACUCCGGAGAGUAAAAUUUUAGUUCGAGUCAGAGCCAUCAAUAAAGCUGGAGCCAGUCCUCCACGGACUCUGCAACAUGCAGUGCUGGUCAAGGAGGUUGUUGAACCACCCAAGAUCCGGGUACCAAGACACCUGAAACAAACAUACACUCGCAAAGUUGGAGAAGCAGUCAACCUGGUGGUUCCUUUCCAGGGCAAACCGAGGCCCAAGGUCACUUGGAUGAAAGAAGGCCAAGCCAUUGAACCUUCGCAUGUUAGCAUUCGCAACACAGACUGUGACAGCAUCAUCUUCAUUCGUAAAGCAGAGCGGACUCAUUCUGGGAAGUAUGACAUGACAGUGCAAGUGGAAAAUCAUGUGGACUCAGCCAUUAUUGACAUACAGAUUGUAGAUUUACCAGGACCCCCUCAGAGUGUAACUAUUGAAGACAUAUGGGGAAGAAAUGUAGCUUUGGUCUGGACUCCACCAAAAGACAAUGGAAAUGCUCCAAUAACAGGCUACACUAUUCAAAAAGCAGACAAGAAGACAAUGGAAUGGUACACAUGUAUUGAGCAUUACCAUCGCACCUGUAUUACCAUCACAGACCUGGUGGUUGGAAACGAGUACUACUUCAGGAUCUUCUCUGAGAAUAUGUGCGGUCUCAGCGAAAAUGCUACUCAAACCAAAAAGAGUGCACUCAUUGCCAAAGAAGGUUUGCAGGUGAAAAUCCCAGAGUACAGUGACCACGACUUCAAGGAGCCGCCCAAGUUCACACAGCCACUCAUCAAUACUUUUGCCAUCGCCGGCUACAACGCCACUCUGAACUGUAGUGUCCGUGCCAACCCAAGGCCUAAAGUAAUCUGGAUGAAGAACAAAAUAGCCAUCAUUGAUGACCCUCGCUACCGCAUGUUUAGCAACCAAGGUGUCUGUACUUUGGAAAUCCGGAAGCCCAGCCCUUACGAUGGCGGCCUGUACACUUGUAAGGCCGUCAACGAUUUGGGAGAAGCCCAAGUUGACUGCAAGCUGGAGAUCAAAGUCCAAACUCAAGAAUUGUGAAUGUAUGUUCUCAUAUAAAUAAGGAGGCUUUACCUUCUACGAGCUCAUGCAACGUGGAGUACCUCUUCACCUGAUUGAUAAGUACAUGAACGAGUCGAAGAUUGUCGAGGAAGAGAAGUGAAAGUGAACAAUUAAACUUUGUGUAAAUGUUCACACCUUCUGGACUCAGCUAGUGAAGGGUGGAAUACUGGAUGUGGUAGAGGGCGGAUUGAUCUGUGGUUUCGCUUGUUGAGUUCAGCUUUUGAUCUUUGUUACCACAGAAAAGCCUUCUUUCCUCCUUGGACACACCGCUAUGUUUUGUUGUUGUUUUUUUUUGUUUUUUUAAAAGAUCAAUUUUAAUGUGCGCUAUUAGUGCUUUGGUUGUAGUAUUACUAAGAACAUGUGCGUAAAGAGAAAAAAAAAAUACUUAUGGAUGCAAAAUAAUACAUUGUGCAAAUGAAAACACACCUGCAGUAUUUGCUAGACUUUUUGAAAAUAUUUGAAAGUAGUGACAAUUUUCUGCUGGUAUCUUGAACAUGGAAGGAGGUUAAAAAAAAACAAUAAAUAAACAGUCUUGUUUGGUUUCCUUUAUGCUGCUUACAAACCUUGACUUGAGUCAUAGUUGAUGAAAGUAAAUCUGAUUUACAGUCAAUAUUCUGCAUGUAAGUAUUGAUUCUAAAUUCAUGGUAAACUGAAGUUUGAUCAAUUCAUUCACAUGUGCAUGCUGUCACCUUUGUAAUUAUGACUUUCGAAUUAAAAGAAGCUUCAAUUUAAA
Molecule: messenger RNA, 4734 nt
Organism: Oryzias melastigma (Indian medaka)
Lineage: Eukaryota; Metazoa; Chordata; Actinopteri; Beloniformes; Adrianichthyidae
Gene: mybpc1
Product: myosin binding protein C1
Exons: 33
Coding region: 333-3980 (1215 amino acids)
Molecular function (GO): protein binding
Source: RefSeq, a predicted model, not a curated record